CCAUCACGCCAGACUUGGUCGAAGUCGCCGCCGUACGCCGUCCACCGUUGUCAGCCUUGCGUGGUUGUUCUCUGGCAAGUAUUGAAAGAGGUUCGAACUCUAGCGCUUUGCCUUCUCCCAAAAUCCGUGUCUUGCAGUGGUUACCUGAAUCAGCUGGCUUACUAAGGCAUCUUCGUUAAAGUAUGAACAAAAACUAGAAAUGUAUGAUAUCAAUAUUAUCAACUAUGCAUAUUUCAGACAUUCAGUGGGGAAAGAUACUCCAUUGACGGAAGACAUCUAGAGUCUAUAUGGCAACCCAAGCAGCAACAACAUUCAAUGGAAACAUGAAGAAAGCACUUGCGGGACUUAGACGUAUUAAUCUUGAAGGGCUGCGCUGGAGGGUUUUUGAUGCCAAAGGCCAGGUCCUUGGGAGGUUAGCAUCUCAAAUAGCUACUGUAGUUCAGGGCAAGGAUAAGCCAACAUAUGCACCUAAUCGUGAUGAUGGAGAUAUGUGUGUUGUGCUUAAUGCAAAGGAUGUUUGUGUGACUGGAAGAAAGCUUACAGAUAAGUUCUAUCGCUGGCAUACAGGGUAUGUGGGCCACCUCAAGGAAAGAAGUCUAAAGGACCAGUUAGCCAAAGACCCUACAGAAGUCAUUCGCAAAGCUGUUCUGCGCAUGCUGCCUAGAAACAAACUGCGUGAUGAUAGGGAUCGAAAAUUGAGGAUAUUUGCUGGUAGCGAGCAUCCUUUUGGUGAUAGGCCCCUUGAAUCUUACAUGAUGCCUCCUAGGAACGUACGUGAAAUGCGGCCAAGGGCAAGGCGCGCAAUGAUUCGUGCUCAAAAGAAGGCUGAGCAGCAGCAACAGAAUACAGGUGAAACAAGGAAAGGCAAAAAGAGAGAAGCCUUAGCGGAAGUGAAAGCUUGAAUAGACGUGGUCGUGGUUGAGGGAAAUUUAGCUGAUCCAUGGAAAGCCAUCUGUUUAUCUAUGCGAGCAAAUUCUUUCAUGGCUUAUGAAAUUGCGUCUUUUGUUUCCUUUUCCCAUCCUUGAAGGCAUUAAAGCUAACAGUGGAAGCAUGCAUCGUAGUUACAGGAAUUUUGUGCAAUGCCUGGAUUAACGUCAUAGUUGGUCCAAUUAAUACCCAUUAGCCACUCUAAAUGCUUAGAUCGAAGUUAGUGUGAGUUGUUUAAUUUUUCAUUGAUUUCCGUUUGGCUCUAAUAAGUAUUAGUUAGCAACCACAUUAUUAAUGUCUAUCCCCUCGAAGUUUGCUCGUUUA
This is a messenger RNA of Neltuma alba, 1251 nucleotides long. Its product is annotated as 50S ribosomal protein L13-like. Lineage: Eukaryota; Viridiplantae; Streptophyta; Magnoliopsida; Fabales; Fabaceae. Gene Ontology annotation, molecular function: mRNA binding; structural constituent of ribosome. Gene Ontology annotation, biological process: translation; negative regulation of translation. The record is from RefSeq and is a predicted model, not a curated record. Bases 288 to 902 code for a protein of 204 amino acids. The transcript has 7 exons. Gene Ontology annotation, cellular component: ribosome; mitochondrial large ribosomal subunit.